UUGACUUACUCUUUCUUUCUUCGUGAUGGUAGAGUGGGCACGAAUUUGAGCUUUUGUGUUCCUUGUCUGGUCACAUCAGAAGGCUUUUUGGCCAGACUGCCUAUGGCUUUCGGUGCGGGUGGUCCUGGAGUGCCUGACGGCGUCGAGGACGCAGCUGCAUUGUUCGUAGAGGAACUGUCUGCCAUAAACCUAGAUAAUUAUCGUGAAAAAAUUAGUCUUACGUAGCAGUCUAAGCCUAGCCCAGAAUAACGCACAGCCACGUGUUUAUCUUUUUUGAUCAAGCUGUACCAUCCGCCCAGUUCGCGAUUUCUAGCACGAUGGAGGAUCCAGAGCACGUCAGAUUGACCUACAAUGACAUACACAACAUCAUCAGAGGAACCUCGGACAAGAUUGCGUCUGAAUUUAACCCUGAUAUGUUUAUUGCGAUUGGGGGAGGUGGUUUUUUCCCAGCUCGUGUGUUGCGCACAUUCCUGAAAGACUCUUCAACGAAAAGGAAUAUCCCCAUACAAGCCAUUGGUCUCUCACUCUAUGAAUCUCUUCCUGGUACAACUGCAGAGCAGCUCGGCGGCGAGGUCGUUCGCACCCAGUGGCUAGGGCCAGACCCGGGCAAAAGAUUGCUCGGAAGACGCGCGUUGAUUAUUGAUGAAGUCGACGAUACGCGCAAAACUCUUCAAUAUGCAUUGAACGAGCUCCAGAAAGAUGUCGAAGCAGAACUUGAGAUGCUUCCAGAAUCUGAGCGUGACUCGAAACGCACCAAGUUUGCGAUCUUCGUGGUGCACAACAAGCUCAAGACGAAACUUGGAAAGCUGCCACCAGAUACCCCAUACUUCGUAGGUGCUGAGGUGAAGGACGUGUGGCUUGAUUACCCGUGGGAAGCUAUUGAUAUUGAAGAGCAUGACCGUCUGGCAAAGGAGGACGAGGGGAGGAAGACGACGAGCACUAAUUAGAAUUUAAAACCCAUUUGUAUGAACAUCCCAGCUGCAGGUGGCAUCGGGUCGUCCAGAUUAAUGAUUGUAUUUUUGACACGGAACCAAUUUUCAGUCCGAGAAUUGGUAUUACUUAGUGCAAACACCGGCUUUAAUUGAAUA
Molecule: messenger RNA, 1088 nt
Organism: Suillus bovinus
Lineage: Eukaryota; Fungi; Basidiomycota; Agaricomycetes; Boletales; Suillaceae
Product: phosphoribosyltransferase-like protein
Exons: 10
Coding region: 318-947 (209 amino acids)
Biological process (GO): hypoxanthine metabolic process; XMP salvage; GMP salvage
Cellular component (GO): cytoplasm
Molecular function (GO): hypoxanthine phosphoribosyltransferase activity
Source: RefSeq, a predicted model, not a curated record